Molecule: messenger RNA, 3687 nt
Organism: Anoplopoma fimbria (sablefish)
Lineage: Eukaryota; Metazoa; Chordata; Actinopteri; Perciformes; Anoplopomatidae
Gene: erlin2
Product: ER lipid raft associated 2
Exons: 12
Coding region: 96-1085 (329 amino acids)
Biological process (GO): SREBP signaling pathway
Cellular component (GO): endoplasmic reticulum membrane; endoplasmic reticulum
Molecular function (GO): ubiquitin protein ligase binding; cholesterol binding
Source: RefSeq, a predicted model, not a curated record
AGUCAAACUCUACCCGAAGAAGAAGAAAGUUGCAGGUGCCCGAGGUGCCUGCUUCAUACAUCUGUUGCUACUGUCUUUUCGGGCCAAAUUACAGGAUGGCACAGUGGGGUGCCAUAAUCUCAAUAAUUGCUGCUCUCGGAGGAGCCGCUCUCUUAGCGUCUGUGCACAAGAUCGAUGAGGGACACACUGGUGUUUACUACAGGGGAGGGGCUCUCCUGACCACCACCAGCAGUCCUGGUUUCCAUCUUAUGCUUCCAUUCAUCACCACCUACAAGCCUGUUCAGACGACGUUGCAGACGGAUGAGGUGAAGAAUGUACCAUGUGGCACAGGUGGAGGAGUGAUGAUUUACUUUGACCGCAUAGAAGUGGUGAACUACCUCGUCCCAUCAGCAGUGUACGACAUAGUGAGGAACUUCACGGCAGACUACGACAAAGCUUUGAUAUUUAACAAAGUUCACCAUGAGCUCAACCAGUUCUGCAGUGUUCACUCUCUGCAGGAGGUCUACAUCGGCUUGUUUGACCAAAUCGAUGAAAACCUGAAGUUGACGCUACAAGAGGACCUAACAUCCAUGGCACCGGGACUCAUCAUACAGGCAGUCCGUGUCACAAAACCCAAUAUCCCUGAGAGCAUUCGCAGGAACUACGAGCUCAUGGAGAGCGAGAAGACAAAACUGCUGAUCUCCCAACAGACACAGAAGGUUGUGGAGAAGGAGGCAGAAACAGAAAGGAUCAAAGCUGUGAUAGAGGCUGAGAAAGUGGCACAGGUGUCAGAGAUCAAGUUUGGACAGAAAGUCAUGGAGAAGGAAACAGAAAAAAGGAUCUCUGAAAUCGAAGACAGCGGUUUCCUGGCUCGACAGAAAGCCCAGGCAGAUGCAGAGUUUUAUACAUCACAGAGAACUGCCGAGGCCAAUAAGCUGAAGUUAACACCAGAGUACCUGCAGCUAAUGAAGUACAAGGCCAUCGCAGCCAACAGCAAGAUCUACUUUGGGAAUGAGAUACCCCAGAUGUUUAUUGACUCUGGCUCUUCGAUCAAGGCCUCUGCGGCCAUGGACAUCGUUGCUGAGCAGGUCCUGGACCUGGAUUAGUAAGGGACCACCCAGACUGAAUGGAAGGACUGCCUGCUGGAGGACAGGCCCCCGGCCCACAGGCUGGCUGGCAACUUCUCCCUCUGACUCGGAGAAGCUCCGCUGAGGGGUCUGUAUUUCUCAAGCACCUCAGAAUAACUGGUAGAAAUUCCACUGUAAGUAUGACUAGGAUGUAUUAUUUUCCAACCUCAGACCAGACGACUCGAGUUAGUUAAUUUCAGAGGCUCCCUAUGCGUCUACUCUGUUCUGAUAUAGAGUUAGUCUGUCUAGACAGACAACUAGACAACACAGAACACUAAAUACAAUAGCAUUACCCGUGGGUGUAUAAUUAUAUAUAAUUCUUUAAAACUGUCAUUUAGCCUGAUCAUCUCCGUGUUUCAAGUGUGCCCAGUCCAUUUGGCCACAACAUCAAGUAUCACAAAUCUAUUACUACUUAUGUGUGAAUACUAUGUAAGCCUGUGUUCUCAUUGAGCAUUUGAAGCAGUGAUAUUUGUCAUAAUUAAGCUUUUAGGUGCAAUGAAGUUAUUGUUACAUUAAUUGUUAAAUCGGCCGUUUGCUAACCCCAGUCCGCUAGUAAUUGUUGCUUUUUUAAACAAUGAUAACAAUGGCAUAAUGAAAAUCAAUACUUUCUGAAUGAUGGGAAGUCCAUCUUACUUUUAAAUGUUUCCAGCUUACUCAUGUUAAAACAAGAAUAUUGUAGGAGGGGUCUUAAAUAUUCACUUAAUGGCUAAAUAUCGUGCUAAAAGUCUGAGGCUAAUCCCCCUUAUCAGUUUAUGAUUCAUUUAGAAGACAUAAAGUUUGUCGGGAACAGGCUUCUUUUUUUUCCUGUAACCUCACAAAGUAAUGUAGUUGUUCUGUGCUAUGCUAAUUAUUUGCCUCGCCAGUUAUACUACUGUAGUAAACAAGUUAGCUGGAUAUGCUAACAAUUGCAGCUUAAGUUAAUACAGAUAAACACAAAGAUAAAUCCAUUUCUUGUGUUUUUGGUUUUGAAAAGGGGAUGCAAAAAUUUUAUCAACCUUUUUAAAACAAGCACAUCACUCUUUCUGCAACCCAAAGCCAUUACUAAAGGACAAUGGCUGUUUUAUGGCUGGAUUUUGCAAACGGUCAAUUGCAACAACGUUUUGUGAAUGAAGCUGUUGCAUCCCAUGUGUCUUGGGCGGGACAUUUCUGCAGCUCCGCUAAAAGAUCAAGGAGUGACUUGAAGAGAUCAAGAAAGGUAUUUAAAUACUGCUGAAAAAUAAGGACCAAAUAUGUGUCGCUCUGAGGACGUUAGACUGUGAUUUCUUAUUCUGAGUGCUUGAAAAAUACCGGCCCCGACUGUAGACAAAACACAGGGAUGAUGAAUGUACUGUGUGGUAACUGCUGCCUGUCGGAUUUAAUAAAUUUGUUUGUUUUAUGUUUCUGUAAAAAAAAAUCAAAAAAAAAUCUUAUGAGCACAGGAGACCUGUUGAAUGGUAAUUGAAUUUUCUGCAGCUGUUGUUGAAGUUGUACCACAUGUGCUGUACAUGUAUGUUGCAUUUAUUUUUUUCACUGUACAUUCAGUUGAGAGGCUAUAUUUGUGCAACUGUUCAUUUGACUCUUAAUGUCUUUAGUGCAGUAGGAGUGUUAUUCCAAACAGGGCCCACUUUGAAAGGUUUAUGUUGGGUUAUGACACCAAAAACUUUUUUAAUACAGUAUACAGCAAUUUUCAGCUAUUUUUGAUGAUUUAAUAUAACCACUUCAUGGAUGGUAACAGAAUAUGUACAGUAGUGAAUUUAAUUUGAGCCUUUGACAGCAUGACCCAUUGCCCUGAAUGAGUAAGUAAGAUAAGAGAUGAGAUAAUCCUUUAUUAGUCCCGCAGUGGGGAAAUUUAAGUAGUCAUAAGAACUGAAAUAUGCAGAUUGACACUGAGAGACUCGCUAUAGAAAUACUACCAACCUUAUGUCACCUUUGUCAAAGCAUUUUUUAUCCUGACUUAAACAGGACCACAAACCAAACUUGACGUAACGUUUGAUCUCCUGUGUUCUCUGUCUGAGACGACUAAAGAAAUUCUUUGUCUAAAUGCUAACGUUGUUUCCCAUGCAUUUUUUGUGGGAUUGUUUCAACAGAGAGAUGAGUAUGAGUUAAAUGAUGUGUUUUCCACCAAAAUUGACUCAUUUCAUUAUGUGGCUGUGGGGUAAGGGGACUGUUGAGGUGUGCAGACUUGGAACUUGGCAUGUUUUUCUUUCUUAUUUGACGAGCAGGUGCUGAUGCAGUGAGAAAAUAUUUCUGAAGAUAAAUGACUUGUCCUGAACUCACUGUUACCCAAUACAACUUUUCAUUCAUCCUUUCUUGUGCAAACAGUGACUAUAUGAUGCGUUAUUGUUGUUUAAAGUUGGUCCAGUUUGUCCUAAAAAUGACUUCCAGUUGUCAUUUUAUUACAACUUUCUCUGAUUGAUCGAGACUUACACUGACUUGAAAGGCAAAUGUUUUUGCACUGACUUCAAUAUGAAUAUGCAAUGAAGAUUUUGUCAUUUGACAAUAAAGUACUGUGGGUUGUUAUUUGAGUAAUCAAUCGCAUUAAUACGUUUUUAUUUACAUUGCAUAGUCCAAUGUGAUGUAUAGAGGAUGUCUAUAGUUAAUA